Scophthalmus maximus (turbot) is the source of this 10223-nucleotide messenger RNA. Its product is annotated as protein unc-13 homolog A-like. Gene Ontology annotation, cellular component: synaptic vesicle membrane; plasma membrane; neuromuscular junction. Lineage: Eukaryota; Metazoa; Chordata; Actinopteri; Pleuronectiformes; Scophthalmidae. The coding region runs from base 1843 to 7467 and encodes 1874 amino acids. Gene Ontology annotation, biological process: neuromuscular junction development; synaptic vesicle priming; presynaptic dense core vesicle exocytosis. The transcript is spliced from 42 exons. The record is from RefSeq and is a predicted model, not a curated record. Gene Ontology annotation, molecular function: calmodulin binding; phospholipid binding; syntaxin-1 binding.
UGACUAUGACUAACACGCUAGGUUUUGGGGGUAACAGUAAAUUAGAUGCCUUUGUUGUUCCUGAUUUAAAUUUGCCCAUAUAGGACAGUUUUAAAACUGUCCAAAGAGGACAGUUCAAAACCUGUUCAGAUUGGGCUCAUGGAACACAACAGGCAUUUAAGUCAUGACUCUGGGUUUUUACUUUCCAUGUCCCACCUAUCACUGCCAUGAUCCUACAGACCUCUGCCCCAUAAUUACCCCCCUAAAUUUUAGCAAUAAUUAAACACAGCUGGUCAGCUUAUAUUUGAGCUUUCCUCUGAAGGGACAAUAUUAAUACCCUACCUAUCAUGCAACAUAAAAUUAUCCAGUAUUGCAGUCAUGAUCAUCACUCCUAAACAAAUGUAUGCAUAGUAUUGCAGCUCCUGUUGUUAUUCAAGGACAGCUGAUUAUGCAUUCACAUUCAGUAUUUGAGUUGACUAAACAAAACUGACAUGAAUUAGGUCUGGAAGCAGCAUGCUUUAAAGUCCAGUGCACCACAGCAGAAAGCGCCAACCAUUUAGAUAAACUUUGCUCUAAGUCUAAAAUGUGUACAGCUCAAUGUAAAAUUGAGGUUUAAGGAAUCAAAACAUUUUGCUAUGAUUAAACCCUUUUUUUCUAAUCUUAACAGUAAAGAGUAAAGAGCAUUUAUUCUAAGCACAUGCUCCUUUUUUUUUUACAAAACUUGCACUCCACUUCCUUGUCUGCCUUGUCAUCCCCUGACAGACUCAGCACUAAUGGGAGUCAUAUUUGAUGUUUCUCAUUCCUCUGGAGAGCUCAGGUUCUUUUAUUCAUAUUCAUAUUCAUAUCGCCUCGUCAAUGUGACAAAAUAGACAUCAAAAUAUGCUCAUAUUGCUCAUAGCUGGCUCACACCUACCACUGGACUUGCACAUUGUGAACAUGGGAUACUGGUGAGUUCAUUUGUAUCCCUGAGCAUCAUUCUGUGUAACAAAUGAGAUAGGAUUUACUUGGCCAGCCCACAUAAAAGGUUUGCGACAACCAGAACCUAUCUAUCUGAUGAUACACUGUGGAGCCCUUACCCCAUUAGGAACCACUGAAGUAGUUUGAACUAUUCAGCAUUCAUAUAUAUUCUAUUCAUGCAUAUAGUAGCUUUUUUUAAAAAAAUGCUAGUCUAUAUUUUGCAGAGAGUACUGGGAUACGUGGCCCUGCUGGCUUUUGUAAUUUGGCUUCAUCCCACAGUAGGCUAUUAAUGGAAAUAUAUAUUCUGAGCAAAACAAAUAAAUAACCCCAUGGGUCUUUUGGGGGUUAUUUACAGUUUUUUCUAAAAAAUGCUUGGUACUCUUAGAAAAAUGAAUGAAAUUCGUCGCCAUAUUUUCCCACUGAGUGCAUUACACUGAUAGUAAUUACCCCCCUCCUCCCCCCACUGCCUGCUCCUCGUCCACCGUGACGUCACGGCGGCGCGGCGCGGCGCGGCGGAGCGGAGCUGUCCUCGCGCGGUGGGUGCUGCCGCUGAAACAAGAUGGCUGUGCGCGCAGGAGGAGCAGCAGCGGAGGAGAGCUGAGGCAAUGCAGAGGAGGAGGACGAGGGGGGCGAGGGGUUUCACGCCUGUGUGUGUCUCGUCCUGCCGACAGAGCAACAGCUCCGCAGAGGAACACUGAAGAGGGACAUCUCUGACCCGAUGCUGGUUCGCUUCCGUUACCACUUAGGGUGACGGGUUGAGUUGAGUGAGCGUGUGUGUGUGUGUGUGUGUGUGUUUGGGUUUUUUUUUUUUUUUUGCUAGUAACCAGGAGACUAAACGGGACUGGCCAAACAAAUCACGGAGCACUCAGCAGAGGACAGCCGGGGACGCUCGCACCGCUACCAGAGAUGUCCCUGCUGUGUGUGGGAGUGAAGAAAGCCAAACUGGAUGGACCCCAAGAGAAGUUCAACACGUACGUGACUCUGAAGGUGCAAAAUGUGAAGAGCACAACCAUUGCUGUCAGGGGCAACUUGCCCAGCUGGGAGCAGGACUUCAUGUUUGAGAUCAACCGCCUCGACCUGGGUCUGACGGUUGAGGUGUGGAACAAAGGCUUGAUCUGGGACACCAUGGUUGGCACCGUGUGGAUUCCCCUCCAUAGUAUCCGACAGUCAAAUGAGGAAGGUCCAGGCGAGUGGCUCACACUGGACUCUCAGGUCAUCAUGACUGAUAAUGAGAUAUGUGGCACCAAAGACCCCACUCUCCACCUGGUGCUGCUCGACACACGCUUUGAGCUGCCUCUUGAUAUCCCUGAGGAUGAGGCACGAUACUGGGCCAAAAAACUGGAGCAGAUCAACGCCAUGAGGGACCAAGAUUAUUCAUACCAGGAGGAACAGGAACGCCCUCUCCGUGUACCAGGCACCCAGUGCUGUAACUGGAACAUAUGGGGAGAACAACAAAAUGAGGAUCCAGACAGUGCCGUGGAUGACAGGGACAGUGACUAUCGCAGUGAAACCAGUAACAGCAUCCCUCCUCCCUACUACAGCACGUCUCAGCCCAAUGCCUCAGUCCACCAAUAUCCCAUCACCCACCAGCACCGCAGCUCCAGAAGCCUCUCUUACCCACGCUCAGGCAACAGCCAAGACCUUGACUACCCACAACAGAGGACUGUCAGCCCGACGGGGAGCUAUGGAUCGUCUGCAGAGCUGAGUCGUUGCAGCAGUCAGCUGAGUGAGGAGGAUUAUGGGGGCGAGUAUGGAGAGAGGGAUCCUUAUGAUGAAAACGACUCAUACCACUCCUGCCAUUCCUCAGUUAGCUACAGCAAAGGCUCUCCGGACUGGGACCCCGAUGAGACUCAGGGUGCCUACAGCGAUGAGGGUGGUUACAGCAAGGAUGGGGGAGAGGAGGUGGCUCUGUACGAGGAGGAGGAUGGUGGACUGUAUGAGGGAGAAGAAGAUGGCCUCUAUGAGGAUGAGGAGAUGAUAUAUGAUGAUGAGGAUUUGUACAAUUUCGAUGGGACCCUCAGUGAGGACAUGGAGCCUCCAUUCACUCCCACGCCAACGUCAAAUGCCCCUGCAACUCUUGAUUUACCUAGCUCCAGACCUCCUCUGGAGAAACAGCCCUCCCUACACCAACAGCAGCCCUCUACUCAACCCUCGAUCCAAACAUCCAGCCAGGCUCAUCCUCCUGGCACGGCCCCAGCAGCACAACCCCCCUCUGGUCAACCAACAGCCCAACAACCUAAACAGCCCCAGCCCCAAGCACAGCCUCAGCCUCAGCCACAGCCAGCCCCGUCUGCUACCUCCUUCUUUUCAAUGGCCAAACCUCUAACAGCUGCAGUCACAGGCUUGGCCUCUACUUUCCUGUCUUCAGUUCCCUCCGCCCAGCCUGCCCAGUCCCACCCUCCUGCCUCAGCUGCAUCUCAACAGCACCAGUCUGCUGCAGCCUCCUCCGUCCCUCCAUCCCACCCUUCUAACUCGGCCUCUCAGCCCCCCUCCACCACCAUGGGCCCUUCCUCCCAACAGAUCCCGUCCUCUACACAGCCCCAUUCCCAACUCGGCGAUCCUGCCACCUCACAGUCUGCCGCCCCUGAGGACCAGGCUCCCCAGCUGGAGGAAGAAGCGUGGCUUGAAGAGGAAACGAUGUUUGAGAGGGAGGCCAUGACGCCCCCAGCCCAACCAGAGGAGAAGCCCCCCAUGGAGGAGGAAGAGGAGCAAUAUGAAGAAAGCAGACCACCAACGCCAUUAGAUGAGAUGCAACCUGAGAGCCCUCCAGUUAUAGAGGAGCCCAAAGAGCCAGUAGAUCCAGCAGUCAGAGCCAAAGAGAACUGGCUAAGGCUUUACAACAAGGUCUUAGAGCAGCUUCGGGAGGCCCGAGGAGAGACCUCCAAUUCACUGUGGUUCGGUAAAGGAGGAAUGGGAGGUGCACUCUACAGCAUUGACAGCAUGCCUGACCUUCGCAAAAGGAAAGCCAUUCCUCUGGUCAGAGAUCUGGCCAUGUCUCUGGUGCAGAACUCACGUAAAGCUGGAAUCACAUCAGCCAUGGCUUCCACCACUCUUGGCAAUGAAGAGCUGAAGAGCCAUGUUUAUAAGAAGACCCUCCAGGCUCUGAUCUACCCCAUCUCCUCCACCACUCCACACAACUUUGAGGUGUGGACAGCCACCACACCCACCUACUGCUACGAGUGUGAGGGGCUGCUGUGGGGCAUCGCCCGCCAAGGCAUGCGCUGCUCUGAAUGCGGUGUCAAAUGCCAUGACAAGUGCCAGGAUCUACUCAAUGCCGACUGUCUGCAGCGAGCUGCAGAGAAGAGCUCCAAGCACGGGGCGGAGGACCGCACCCAGAACAUCAUCAUGGUCUUGAAGGACCGCAUGAAGAUCAGAGAGAGGAACAAACCGGAGAUCUUCGAGCAGAUACAGGAAGUGUUUGCCCUCGACAAAUCAACACACGGCGGACACAUGAAACAGAUCAAGCAGAGCGUACUUGACGGGACCUCAAAGUGGUCAGCGAAGAUCAGCAUCACUGUGGUCUGUGCUCAGGGCCUGCAGGCUAAAGACAAAACCGGCUCCAGUGACCCGUAUGUCACCGUCCAAGUUGGGAAGACAAAGAAGAGAACCAAGACCAUCUACGGCAACCUCAACCCUGUCUGGGAAGAAAACUUCCACUUCGAGUGCCAUAACUCGUCUGACCGCAUCAAGGUCCGUGUUUGGGACGAGGAUGACGACAUCAAGUCCCGCGUGAAACAGAGGUUCAAACGUGAGAGCGAUGAUUUCCUGGGUCAAACCAUCAUCGAAGUGCGCACCCUGAGUGGGGAGAUGGACGUUUGGUACAACCUGGACAAGAGAACAGAUAAGUCUGCCGUGUCGGGAGCCAUCCGGAUGCACAUAAGUGUGGAGAUCAAGGGAGAGGAGACGGUAGCUCCUUACCAUGUCCAGUACACCUGUCUACAUGAGCAUCUGUUCCAGUACACCACCGAGGAGCAGAAUGGAGGUGUAGUAAAAAUCCCUGAUGCCAAAGGCGAUGAUGCCUGGAAGGUUUAUUUUGAAGAAACGGCUCAGGAGAUAGUGGACGAGUUCGCCAUGAGAUAUGGAGUAGAGUCCAUCUACCAGGCCAUGACCCACUUUGCCUGCUUGUCAUCCAAGUACAUGUGUCCAGGAGUGCCAGCUGUGAUGAGCACCCUGCUGGCCAACAUCAACGCUUACUACGCCCACACCACCCAGUCCUCCAACAAUGUUUCUGCCUCGGACAGAUUUGCUGCAUCAAACUUUGGCAAGGAGAGGUUCGUCAAACUGCUGGAUCAGCUGCACAACUCCCUGAGGAUCGACCUGUCCAUGUACCGGAAUAACUUUCCUGCCAGCAGUCCUGAACGAUUACAAGAUCUCAAGUCGACUGUUGAUCUCUUGACAAGCAUCACAUUCUUCAGGAUGAAGGUCCAGGAGCUGCAGAGUCCCCCGAGGGCGAGCCAGGUGGUGAAGGACUGCGUGAAAGCCUGUCUUAACUCCACCUACGAAUACAUUUUCAACAACUGCCACGACCUCUACAACAGGGAAUAUCAGACAGACCCCUCGAAGGCUGUCCCUCCAGAUGAGCAGGGUCCCAACAUCAAGAACCUAGACUUCUGGUCCAAACUCAUCACCCUCAUCGUCUCCAUUAUUGAGGAGGACAAAAACUCAUACACUCCUUGCCUUAAUCAGUUUCCCCAAGAACUGAACGUGGGCAAGAUAAGCGCUGAGGUCAUGUGGAAUAUGUUCGCACAAGAUAUGAAAUAUGCCAUGGAGGAGCACGAGAAGCACCGCCUGUGUAAAAGUGCAGAUUAUAUGAACUUGCACUUCAAGGUGAAGUGGCUCUAUAAUGAAUACUGCAAGGAGCUGGUCACUUUCCAGAAGCACGUACCUGAGUAUCCAGCCUGGUUUGAGCCAUUUGUCAUCAUGUGGUUGGAUGAAAACGAGGAAGUGUCCAGAGACUUUCUCCAUGGAGCCCUGGAGAGGGACAAAAAAGACGGGUUCCAGGUCACAUCAGAACAUGCAUUGUUCUCCUGCUCGGUGGUGGAUGUGUUCUCUCAGCUCAAUCAGAGCUUUGAAAUCAUCCGCAAACUGGAGUGUCCAGACCCCCAGAUCGUUGGCAACUACAUGAAGAGAUUCGCCAAGACCAUCGGUAACGUCCUGUUGUCUUAUGCUGACAUCAUAGCAAAGGAGUUUCCGAAUCAUGUCAAGAAGGAGAAAGUGCCAUGUAUCAUCAUCAAUAACAUCCAGCAGCUCAGAGUUCAGUUGGAGAAGAUGUUUGAGGCCAUGGGAGGCAAAGACCUCAAUGUGGAGGCGAGUGACUUCCUGAAGGAGCUGCAGAACAAACUCAACAGCGUCAUGGACGACCUCAGCCGCAUCUUUGCAGUCAGUUUCCAGCCCCAGAUCGAGGACAACGUGAGGCAGAUGGGGGACAUUCUAGCUCAAGUCAAAGGUCAGACUGUGCCGGCCAAUGGCAGCGUGGUUCAGGAGGCCGACAAUGUCCUACAACCCAUCAUGGACUUCCUGGACAGCAACCUGUCCCUGUUUGCUAAGAUCUGUGAGAAGACGGUCCUGAAGAGAGUGUUGAAGGAGCUGUGGAAACUGGUGAUGAACACAAUGGAAAAAACUAUUGUUCUUCCAACACUUACUGACCAGACGCAGGGCACCCAGAUGAUCUUCAAUGCCGCUAAGGAGUUGGGCCAGCUUUCGAAGCUCAAGGAGCACAUGGGGCGAGAGGAGGCCAAAGCUCUGACUCCUAAACAGUGUGCAGUAAUAGAGCUGGCACUGGACACUAUUAAGCAAUACUUCCAUGCCGGUGGCGUGGGCCUGAAGAAAACCUUUCUGGAGAAGAGUCCGGAUCUGCAGUCGCUGCGCUACGCCUUGUCACUGUACACGCAGGCCACGGACAAACUCAUCAGGAAGUUUGUCCUCUCACAGAGCGCUCAGGUCCACGGAGGGAAGGGGCUCAGGUGCACGGCGAACGAAGACACACCGCCAGAGAAAGCAUCUGGAGUGGAUGCAGUUGGCGAGGUGGUCAUGGGCGUGGACAUCUUACCACAACCGAAUGGAGAACACAAGAUCAGUGUCAAAGUGGUGGCCGCCAAUGACCUGAAGUGGAAGGCGCAGGGCUUCAGGCCCUUUGUGGAGGUCUACAUCAUCGGCCCUCACCUCAGUGACAAGAAGAGGAAAUUUGCCACCAAGUCCAAGAACAACACCUGGUCUCCCAAGUUCAGCGAGAGCUUCCAGUACUCCCUCGGCACCGAGGUGGGUCCGGAGAGCUACGAGCUGCAGGUCUGCGUGAAGGACUACUGCUUCGCCAGAGAGGACCGCACGGUGGGAAUGGCCGUGCUGCAGGUGAAGGACAUCGCCAACAAGAGCAGCGUCACCUGCUGGAUGCCGCUGGGCAGACGCGUCCACAUGGACGAGACGGGCCUGACGGUGCUGCGCAUCCUCUCGCAGCGCAACAACGACGACGUGGCAAAGGAGUUUGUGAAGCUCAAGUCGGACCAGCGCUCGGCCGAGGAGGGCCGCAGCUGAGGGGGGAGGAGGAGGAGAGAGACACACCUGAUGGAACAUAGUAUUAUGCACACAUGUACAACUCACACCCUCAUAUAGAUAGGCAACCAUGUGCAACACACGAGCACACACAUGAAAACGCUCCAUAGAUCUGCAUACGUUAUGCAACACUUACAUUGCAAUGGCAUCAAUGCAAACAUGAAGGAAUAUGUUGACAAAAAAAGAAAAAUCUCAUUUUAAUUUAGAAUAUUUCUAAUGAAACCUCUCGGUUGAACGUUACCCUCACGUUAUCAAGCACUCGUCGACCCGCCACUCACUCUUUCCUAUAACACAUCCCACCCUUUUUUAUACGCUGUAAAUUCCGAUGUGACAUAAGAACACACGAGGAGCAGCGACCAUGUGAAUAGUUUGAGAGAGACCACUUUGCACUUUUUGCUUCUGUGUCUUCAGGAGAGCAGCCUCUGCCCAGCUAUGCUUCGUCCGCCUGCUUUGCCUGCCUGUCCGUCUGUGUUCCCCUCCCCUUGUUUCAUCUGCGUGUCCCCCCCCCCCCCGGUGUGAUGUGUUGUGUGAGGUAGAGAUCGGGCACAGAGCUCAGAUUAGCUUCACUUAUGCCCCAAAAACACAAACAGAGAAAAACGCUGAACACGGAGGCAACAUCUCUCCACUAGUCUGUCCCGUGAAGUACUAAAAUCCAGUAUGACCACUCCAGGAACACUGUGAUUCACUCCACUGCAACCACGGCAACCGCUCCCCUCAUAAAAGACGGGCGCCUCCGAUAUUUGACCCCUGGUACAGUUAGGUUUCGCAAAAUCAGACCUGACCAACCUCCACGAUCCUGGAGAGAAAAAAAAACCCAACGGUGGAACGAUGCUGAGCCUCCCAUGUGUGAUGUCUUCGUUAAAGGCGAAAAUUUGAAAGUGCGCGUUUUUUUUCUACAACUCCUCGUGCUUCACUUCACGAAAAACGGAGCAAUACCCCCAGCGUUGAACGCAGCCACACCCCUGGAGCGACGCGUUAUCUCCAGAAAGGGCUACGCGACGAGUGGACUGGGACGGUGUGGCGAAGGUUUUCCCCCACAACACGAUUCAGAGAGUCUUUCGUGAGGGACACUGUGGAGGAAGUUUGGGGGGGAAAAAAUAAAUCCACAUGAAGCCAAGAAGGACACAACUGGAACACUUUCCUCCCGGUCGCCUGCACACGCACCCAAACCCACCUCUUUAAGGCAAUAGUGGUCUGUUCGUAUGUUCACUGAAGGUUUUUAUGACGAAUGAACCCUCUGUGAACACUGCUGUCUUUUGUUAAUGUGUGCGUGCAUGUGUGUGAAGGUGUGUGUGUGUGUGUGUGUGUGUGUGUGUGUGUGUCUAUGUGUGUCUAUGUGUGUGUGUGUGUGUGUGUGUGUGUGUGCGUGUGUGUGCUGACUGUCACUCUCGUAAAAUGGGCUCUGAGACUGUGAGCAAUAUAUUGUACUGAAACACCCCAAAUGUAUGCGCUGUCAGUAUAAGUACUGGAGCACCAACUGCAAUAUCCAGAUCCAAGGAAUGGGAAAUGUAUGAUUCUUUUUUAUUUUAUUUUUGAGAUUGUAAAUCAUUUAGAUAUUUUAUUUAUGGACUAAAAAUCCCCAUUCCUUUUUUAAAGCUUUUUUCUCAAAUGUUUUGAAUACGAGAGAUGGAAAGUGUUCAUUAACUAUUUUUGCCUUUAGCAGGACCAAAUUUGCACGAACCAGGGCCUCAUGUUUGUUUGUUUGUUUGCUUUUCCAAAGAAAGAAGCCAUCAGAGUCACCGCCAAGCAUUUACGGUGUCCAAGUGUUAGUCUCGUCACGUGCUUUGAGGAAGCCCUUUAUCUGUCACUGGCAAAAAAGGUUCACGGUCGUAGUCUGGCUCGUCUCUUAGUGUGUGAAACUGUGAAAUGAUGGCGUCUGCAACAUUUAGGAAACACUUGCAGGAUGUCUUUCGUGACAUCGCUGCUGGUCUCCACUGAAUCCUGCUUAACGGUACCAAAUACAACACUUCUGAUUGGUCCUCAGCAGAGCCUUCAUUCUACAAUCAAUGGGAUGUUUAAUCACAUGCCUUUUGAUUUAGGCCUCCAGAUUUCACUCACAUGGUUUUUUUGGUGUGUGUGAUUUAUUUCUGGGAGAGAAGGGCCCUCUGUGUAAUACACAGUGCAGUACAUUUUGUUCCUUUGUUGUCGAAGUAAUCCCAGGGCUCAAUAUGAAACUUGACAUGUCAGGUUGCACCUCACAUAAAAUACUCAUCCCGCUUGUCAGUUGCCUGCUUCAUGUAUUCACACACACACACACACACACACACACACUCACAGACACACACACACUCACAGACACACACUCACGCACACACACACACACAUCCCUGCUCAAGCACAAAAGGGCACGUGUCAGACGACACACACGCAUGCAUGCACGCCGACACAAACCUGUGGAGACCAAUGACGCCCACUCUGUGAAUAGAACCAACUUACAAUUGCAUGAUGGGAAACUUUAUUGUGCCAGCACGUGUCUCUUUCGAUGUUACUUGCCUUUUCUUUAGUUUUCCUUUCUUGGUUUUUUUCUCUUCAAAAUGGCUUGUGAAUACGUCUCCUGUAACCAAUAUGAAUGUAGUGUGAACACAGAACUUGCAUGAAAGAAUUAUUUUCUACUAAGGAUGUUUCUAAUUUGUUUCUUAUCAUUAUUGAUUGUUCUCUAACGACGACGGAGAUGAACUGGAAUGCAGCCUGAUCCUGAUCUGCUUCCUAUUAAAAGGGCAUUUAUGCCACAAUCUCAA